GUCCGAAAUCCACAGAAUACUGGAGCACUUAUACCUUUCAUUGGCCUUACCGACAGCCGUAAACUCAACAGAACUUGCUGCGUGAAUGGAGGAACAUGUGUCUUAGGAAGUUUCUGUGUCUGUCCAAGGCAUUUCACUGGAAGAUAUUGUGAAUUUGAUGAAAGGAAAAAGAACUGUGGCGCCAAAAUCAAACAUGGAGACUGGGUGUGGCGGGACUGCAGGCUGUGUCGUUGUACAUAUGGCUUAUUGCACUGCCUGGCAGAAGCAUUGCAAGAUAAUUGUGAUCCUACGAGCAAUGAAGAUGGGCUAGAAUCAUGUGGAACAAUGUUGCAUCCAUUGACAUUCAUCAUAUUCACUAUGUUUAUUGGAAGCUACUUUGGAUUUUGCCACUGAUAUGAAAACCCAUAUGACUUUUAUGAACAUACAUAUUUAUAAUGUGCUUAGUCUUUAUUGACAUUCCAACUUUUUUAUUAAGAUCUACCAGAGAAUUGAACAUUUGCCAAGGCUUUCUUGGUUCUAAUAAUUGAUCUAUACAAUGCAUAAAACGUAUGCUCUAAUGACCAUUAUCUCUAAAUACAUCUUCAAUAGCUGUUCCUCCCGACCCUCCCAUACACAUGCACAGUUGACUUGCAUGUGUUGUCCAUAGGAAAAGCUACGUAAAGCUGCUUCCAGACACCUUUGGCAGUGGCUUAUCUCCUCUGAGAACAAAAAAGAUCUGACUUUGAGACUCAACAUGCCUAAUCCUUCUUACUCCAAACAUCUUCUGUUGAGUUAUAGUCGGGAGGCCUUGAUGCACGUAAGCUAGUUGGCUGGCCCUGUUAACUUUUCUCUUAGGCUUGUUUCAUAUUUGCGUUUACUGUAUCUGGAAAGCUGUACCAGCAGGGGAGCAGCCUUAUGGAGAUGUCCGGAUCCAGCACUGCUGGAAGCUACCAGACACCCAUUCAGCUGCAACCGGGCAAACAUGUCACGAAGAGGCCAGUUGAAAACCGCUGAGCGGUUCUCUGCUGGAAUGUUCUCUGCCAAAGCAGCCUGCUGGAUCUCUUAAACACAAAUGUGAAACAGACCUUAUGUGUAUGGGGGCCUUUGAUCAGUAGUUUGUACAUGAUAAUUGGAUAGGGCUCAGUUCAUGUGUAGUUACUAAGGGGGUAAGACAAUAUUUACCUAAGUUUAUAUAAUUGGGGGAAAUUUAUCAUAACUGGUGUAAAGAAAAACUAGCUU
Bufo gargarizans (Asiatic toad) is the source of this 1218-nucleotide messenger RNA. RefSeq names its product cryptic protein-like. Lineage: Eukaryota; Metazoa; Chordata; Amphibia; Anura; Bufonidae. The record is from RefSeq and is a predicted model, not a curated record. The transcript has 4 exons. The annotation marks the transcript as partial.